Messenger RNA from Oxyura jamaicensis (ruddy duck), 3619 nucleotides. RefSeq names its product muscle associated receptor tyrosine kinase (gene MUSK). The coding region runs from base 89 to 2686 and encodes 865 amino acids. Lineage: Eukaryota; Metazoa; Chordata; Aves; Anseriformes; Anatidae. Gene Ontology annotation, biological process: positive regulation of kinase activity; cell surface receptor protein tyrosine kinase signaling pathway; protein phosphorylation. The transcript has 15 exons. Gene Ontology annotation, molecular function: protein binding; transmembrane receptor protein tyrosine kinase activity; ATP binding. Gene Ontology annotation, cellular component: signaling receptor complex. The record is from RefSeq and is a predicted model, not a curated record.
GAGCGCGGCUCACACACCGCCGUCCGAAAUGCAGCUGGGGAGCUCUGCUUGCCUGGCCUGACAGCGCUGGGCACCCUCCGGACCAAGGAUGAAAGACCUGCUGGUGGUGCCCCUUGGGCACGUCCUCACCCUGGCAGCCCUCAGCUUGGCCGAGACGCUUCAGAAAGCCCCCUUUAUCAGCACUCCUCUGGAAACUGUGGAUGCACUGGUGGAAGAUGUUGCCAAGUUCGUGUGCGUGGUGGAGUCGUACCCAGAGCCAGAGAUCACAUGGACACGCAACAGCAUUCCCAUUAGGCUGUUCGACACCCGGUACAGCAUACAGAGGAAUGGGCAGCUCCUGACCAUCCUGAGCGUGGAGGACAGUGACGAUGGGGUGUAUUGCUGCACGGCAGACAAUGGGAUCGGUGCGGCCGCCCAGAGCUGCGGGGCUCUGCAAGUGAAGAUGCGACCAAAAAUAACCCGACCACCUCUGAAUGUAGAAAUCAUAGAAGGGUUAAAGGCUGUUCUUCCAUGCACAACAAUGGGAAAUCCAAAACCUUCUGUUUCAUGGAUCAAAGGAGAAACCGUUGUAAAGGAGAACGCUCGCAUUGCUAUUCUCGAUUCGGGGAAUUUAAGGAUCCACAAUGUUCAGAGAGAAGAUGCGGGGCAGUAUCGGUGCAUAGCCAAAAACAGCCUGGGCACAGCCUAUUCGAAACCUGCAACGGUGGUCGUGGAAGUUUUUGCAAGAAUACUGAAGGCUCCUGAAUCCCAAAAUGUCACCUUCGGCUCUGUGGUGAUGCUGCGGUGCACGGCAGCAGGUGCUCCGGUCCCCACUGUCACCUGGCUGGAAAAUGGGAAAGCUGUUUCUGCAGGGUCUAUAGUGGAAAGCAUCAAGGACAGAGUGGUUGACUCCAGGCUGCAGGUGUACGUUACCCGACCUGGCCUGUUCACUUGCCUCGCCACCAACAAACACAGCAAAACCUUCGGUGCUGCGAAAGCUGCCGCAACCAUCAGCAUUUCAGAGUGGAGCAAGUUGUACAAGGGCGAUACAGGCUACUGCAGCACAUACAGAGGUGAGGUGUGCAGUGCCAUCCUGGCGAGCAACGCUCUUGUUUUCUUCAACUCCUCCUAUGCUGACCCUGAGGAGACCCAAGAGCUGCUUGUGCACACUGCCUGGACUGAGCUGAAAAUGGUGAGUUCCUUCUGCCAACCAGCCGCUGAGUCCCUGCUGUGUAACUACAUCUUCCAGGAGUGCAAGCCCUCGGGAGCUGGGCCAGCCCCCAAGCCCGUGUGCAGAGAGAAUUGCCUUGCUGUAAAGGAUCUCUACUGCUUUAAGGAAUGGCUCUCAAUGGAGGAAAACUCUCAGAGGGGGAUAUACAAGCCGGGGCUGAUGCUGCUCGCUCUUCCAGAGUGCAACAGGCUCCCCAGCCUACACCAGGACCCCAGUGCCUGCACCCACAUCCCUUUCUUUGAUUUUAAGAAGGAGAAUAUAACCACAUCCUUAUCACUAGGAACAAGAAAACCAAAUGGAGAGAUUCCAAACCUCCCCCCUCCUCCAUCCUUGUCCCCUACAUACUCCAUGACUGUUAUCAUCUCGAUCAUCUCCAGCUUUGCCCUUAUUGUGAUCCUCAGCAUUGUCAUGCUUGUUUGCUGCCGUCGACGCAAACAAUGGAAAAACAAAAAAAGAGAGUCAGAAACACCAACGCUCACCACUCUGCCCUCUGAACUCCUCCUGGACCGGCUGCACCCCAACCCCAUGUACCAGCGGAUGCCUCUUCUCCUUAAUCCGAAACUGCUCAGCCUGGAGUAUCCCAGGAACAAUAUUGAAUACGUCAGAGAUAUUGGGGAAGGAGCAUUUGGGAGAGUCUUCCAAGCAAGGGCCCCAGGGCUGCUGCCGUACGAGCCUUUCACCAUGGUGGCAGUGAAAAUGCUGAAGGAGGAAGCAUCCGCGGACAUGCAGGCCGACUUCCAGAGGGAGGCAGCCCUCAUGGCUGAAUUUGACAACCCGAACAUUGUCAAGCUUUUAGGUGUGUGUGCUGUUGGGAAACCGAUGUGCCUGCUGUUCGAGUACAUGGCCUAUGGGGAUCUCAAUGAGUACCUGCGCGACCGCUCGCCCCGCAACCUCUGCAGCCUGGCUCAGCAGAGUGGCCUGGAGGCACGGGUCUGCCUCCCCAGCCCCCUGGCACUGUGCUGCACCAGCCAGCUCUGUAUUGCCAAGCAGGUGGCCGCGGGCAUGGCCUACCUCUCUGAGCGCAAGUUUGUCCACCGUGACUUGGCCACCAGGAACUGCCUGGUGGGGGAGAACAUGGUAGUCAAAAUUGCUGACUUUGGCCUCUCAAGGAACAUGUAUUCGGCUGACUACUACAAAGCCAAUGAGAAUGAUGCCAUCCCCAUCCGCUGGAUGCCCCCUGAGUCCAUCUUCUACAACCGGUACACUACAGAGUCUGAUGUGUGGGCCUACGGGGUGGUGCUGUGGGAGAUUUUCUCCUAUGGCAUGCAGCCCUACUACGGGAUGGCUCACGAGGAGGUCAUCUACUACGUGAGGGAUGGGAACGUCCUCUCCUGCCCAGACAAUUGCCCUCUGGAGCUCUACAACCUAAUGCGCCUCUGUUGGAGCAAGCUGCCCUCUGACCGGCCGAGCUUUGCCAGCAUCCACCGCAUCCUGGAACGCAUGUAUGAGAGGGCCGUGGCCUCCCUGCAGGUCUGAGGGGUGUGCCCAGGGUGUCUCCCACAUCCACCCACCUGGAUGGAUGAGGACAGGCCUGAAAGCUCCUGAGUGGCAGCACCACUCGAAGCUGUACUUUAGAGGGAGGAGAAACACCUUGUUCCUCUUCCAAGCAAGAACCAUGUACUGCACCACCCUGGGGUGGGCUAUACCGCCCUGAGGUGGACUAUGUAUCACAAAGUAUGGGGAUAUCUCCCAGCCACAAGGCUGGGGUUCUUUGGGUUGGUGGCUGUGCUGGCCAUGCUAGCUCAGGACCCAUGUUAGGCAUUUCCAGGAGCACAGGGCUCCACAGGCAAAGCAAACCAACCUCUCACUGGUGGCACUUCCCUUCCUAGCAGUUCUCUCCAUGUUCUCCUGUGUUUGUGCUCUUUGCUGUUACCUUUUUCUUCCCUUCCGUAAAUGUUUUCAACUACUACCUGAAAAAAAUAUAUAUUGAAGAAAUCAAUUCUAUUUUGGAUUCUGUUUGCAUUUUAUUUUCAUAUGUUCACUUCCUUUUGAAGAAAAAGGCAUUUCUGAAACUACAGUCCACUUUCUUUUAACUUCCACCUUCUCUUUGACACUUGCAAACACAAUGCAGACAGAGUGAAACCAGGAGCCUGCAGGACCACCAGCAGGAACCAGUAUGUCACGUUACACAGAUGAGCAAGCCUUUGAGUAGCUCCAAAGCUCCUCUUCUCCAAAAGAGGGAAGUCUGCAGUGAGGGUCAUUUGAUCUUUCCUAAGAUCACACCCAAAAAUUAAUCUCAGGCAUAGCAGCUGGUCUUCCCACCUGCUCCCACAGUAAAGCCAUUGGGCACUAAGGGACAAAUUAAUCCUGAAGGUCCAGCCUAGCACCUGGCUGGUCUCUCAGGUGUGUUUAUUUCCCUCUGCUGUGCAGUGCCCGCUGCGCUGAGAGCAGGGAGAAACACAGCCCCUG